CUCUGGCCGCCAUUGCCGCGGUAGGGGAGAAGAAGAGGCGAGAGACCCGCUGAGCUGCUCAGUCGAGAGGAGGAGGAGGAACCGGCGCCCGCUCGUACGCGAACCACGCCGCGCGGCGAAAAUCGACCAUGGAGGAAAAGUCCUCGGUGAAGGAACUGGAUCAGUGGAUCGAGCAGUUGUCCGAGUGCAAGCAGCUGUCCGAGGGCCAAGUCAAGACGCUAUGCGAGAAGGCCAAGGAGAUCCUGACGAAGGAGUCGAAUGUGCAGGAGGUGCGCUGCCCCGUCACUGUGUGCGGGGACGUUCACGGCCAGUUCCAUGACCUCAUCGAGCUCUUCAACAUCGGCGGGAAGUCCCCGGACACCAACUACCUCUUCAUGGGCGACUACGUGGACCGGGGAUACUACUCGGUGGAGACUGUGUCGCUGCUCGUUGCGCUCAAGGUGCGCUAUCGCGAACGCAUCACGAUCCUGCGCGGGAACCACGAGUCACGACAGAUCACCCAGGUCUACGGCUUCUACGACGAGUGCCUGCGCAAGUACGGCAACGCCAACGUGUGGAAGUAUUUCACCGACCUCUUCGACUUCCUCCCCCUCACGGCGCUCGUCGACAGACAGAUUUUCUGCCUGCACGGAGGCCUCUCCCCCUCCAUCGACACGCUGGACCACAUCCGAGCUCUCGACCGUCUGCAAGAGGUCCCUCAUGAGGGCCCCAUGUGUGACCUGCUGUGGUCGGACCCUGACGACCGUGGAGGCUGGGGCAUCUCCCCGCGCGGCGCCGGCUACACAUUCGGCCAGGACAUCUCCGAAACGUUCAACCACAGCAACGGGCUGACACUUGUGUCACGUGCCCACCAGCUCGUCAUGGAGGGUUACAACUGGUGCCACGAUCGCAACGUUGUUACCAUCUUCAGCGCGCCCAACUACUGCUACCGCUGCGGCAAUCAGGCGGCCAUCAUGGAGCUCGAUGACACUCUCAAGUACUCUUUCCUGCAGUUUGACCCAGCCCCUCGGCGAGGGGAACCUCAUGUCACUCGCCGCACCCCCGACUACUUCCUGUAAUGGCGCCAGAAGCUCUUCCUGCAGGGCAAGGGCCUCCGUCCGCGUCGCAAACCGUUUUCAGUGGAGCUCUCAACCCUUGUCUCACCGUCCCCUCGCGGGACCGCUCUUGUUUUAUAAGCGUCAACCUCAUCUUAACGACGAUCGCCGACGCUCCCCGCCCACACUUCAGUC
Lethenteron reissneri (Far Eastern brook lamprey) is the source of this 1229-nucleotide messenger RNA. Its product is annotated as serine/threonine-protein phosphatase 2A catalytic subunit alpha isoform-like. The record is from RefSeq and is a predicted model, not a curated record. NCBI's taxonomy places the organism in Eukaryota, Metazoa, Chordata, Hyperoartia, Petromyzontiformes, Petromyzontidae. Gene Ontology annotation, molecular function: protein serine/threonine phosphatase activity.